This is a messenger RNA of Myotis brandtii (Brandt's bat), 354 nucleotides long. RefSeq names its product T-cell leukemia/lymphoma protein 1A. Lineage: Eukaryota; Metazoa; Chordata; Mammalia; Chiroptera; Vespertilionidae. The transcript has a single exon. The record is from RefSeq and is a predicted model, not a curated record. Gene Ontology annotation, biological process: positive regulation of peptidyl-serine phosphorylation. Gene Ontology annotation, molecular function: protein serine/threonine kinase activator activity. Bases 1 to 354 code for a protein of 117 amino acids.
AUGAGCGGCGGAACUGCCUUGAGUGAGUGCCCGUUCACCGUGUGCAGGAGCCUGCACCCCGACCACCUGUGGAUCUGGCGGCCCAGCGUGUUUGUGGACGAGAAUGAUCGCACCUGGCUGCCCAUCACCAACGAGACAGAAAGCAGCCUCCAAGUCCUCUUGCGCCAGAUCAAGGUCUCCCGCGGGGAGACCAUGCAGCCCAGCCGGCUGCCCCCCAGCAUGCUGCCCCUCAUGUGGCAGCUCUACCCUGGCAGGCGGUACCGCGCCUCCGACUCCAGCUUCUGGCGCAUCGUGCACCACAUCGAGAUCAGUGGCGUCGAGGACAUGGUCCUUGAGCAGCUGCCAGACCCAUAG